This is a messenger RNA of Dentiscutata erythropus, 1609 nucleotides long. The record is from the annotation of a GenBank genome assembly. NCBI's taxonomy places the organism in Eukaryota, Fungi, Glomeromycota, Glomeromycetes, Diversisporales, Gigasporaceae.
AUGAAUUUAUUGUACAACAUUUUGACUUACGCCAAACCAGAAGAUAUUAUUAAUAUUUUACUUAUUGUAAUAUGUUCAUAUAUAUUUCAUUUUUAUUACAAAUACUUUACUCGUAUUAAUCCACUUCCCGGCCCAAUACCAAUUCCUUUAAUUGGAAUUUUAAUGGUGAAUAAUGAUCUUGAUAAAUUAAAUAAAAUUUAUGGUUAUAAUGGCAUAUUUGAAUUUUAUAUUGCCAAUCAUAGACAAAUCGUAAUUACUAAAGCUGAAUAUGCAAAAAAAUUUUUGGCACCAUCCUCGAAAGAUUGCAAGGUUUACUGGAAGAGAUUCCCAAAAGCUGAGAUGCUCAAAGAUCUUGGUAUUCAUAGAGGAUUGGUAUUUAAUGUUAAUUUCAAUAACUGGAAGUUUAAUCGUCAAAUUUAUAUACAAGCAAUUGAGAGAAUAAGUAAUUCGAAUAGAACUAUUGAAUUUAUAAACGAUUUGUUCGAAGAAUUGUCAAAUUGUUGGAUAGACUUGAAUCAAAAUGGGUAUAAUUCAGGAAUUAUUGAUUUGACAGCUUGGACAAAACGAUUUAUAAAUGACUUAAUGUUCUUAUUGUCAACAGGAAAGCGAUCAUCUGCGAUUAAUUUUUAUUAUCGUACAUUAAAGAAUGAAAAAACUACAAAAAAUAUGAUAGAUUCAGAAUAUUAUAUUGAAUGUUUAACUUAUUUUUUGGUUAACUUUCGAACAGUAUUUACGCCGAAACAUUUAAAAAUAUUACCUAAGAUCAGAUAUCGUGUAGAUAAAUUUAUAGAAGUCAAAAAUUUUUUACUUGAUAAAUUAUUAGAAAGUGUUAGAGAUAGAAGAAAAGAAAUUGAAAAAAUCAGUAAUAGUAAUAGCUUUGAUUCGAAACUAUUAAAAGAUGAUCUAUUGACAUCUUUUAUUAUUGCUAAUACGCCAUACGAAUCUCGUCCUCAAAAAAGAGUUGAUUCUUCUUUAGUAAGGCCAAUGAAUGAUGAAGAAAUAAGUUCUAUAUUAUUUGACACACUUACUGGAAGUACGGAUUCUGUUGCAAGUGCAUUUAGUUUUGCACUAUAUAACAUUGCACAUCAUCCAGAUGCCAAAAAGAAGUUAUUAGAUGAGAUCAACUCAGUUUUUAAGGAUGAUCCAACUAGACGAAUAACUUUAGAUGACCUUGAAAAAUUAAAGUAUUGUGAAGCAAUUAUUUUAGAGUCAUUGAGAAUAAGAUCACCAACUACCGUUCUUACGAGAUAUAAUGGAGAACCUGAUGAAGUAGCGGGAUAUAAAUGGCCAUCAAAUACUUUAUUCACGUUGUAUACUCAUGGAAUUAAUUAUAACCCUCUUUAUUGGAAAGAUCCUGAUAAAUUCAUUCCGGAAAGAUUCUUCAAACCUCAAGAUACUGAUAAGUUAUAUAGUUUUUUAUCUACAUCAUUUGGUGCAGGUUUAAGAAAUUGUCCGGGUAAAAAAAUCACAAUGAAUGAAAUGAAAAUGUUAUUGGCUUUAAUUUAUAGAAAAUUUGAUAUUGAACUUGUUGAUGUGAAAGCACCCCUUGAAGUUAUUCCUUCAGUAAUGGCUAUUUGCAAAAAAUUAGAAGCCAGAAUUAUUCCUAAAG